AUGAAGAACGUUAGCAAUGAUUCUGGUGUUGCGGCACCUUUCAUGACCGCAUGGAACGUUGAGUCUCAGAUUCAUCUCAUCAUUGGAGCCAGCCCUUUGGCUGCUGCUCGGUGUACCAAGAGUCUCGAGGCUGGCGCCAAGCCAGUCGUUAUUGUACCCGAGAGUGCAGACAUCCAUUUCACCCUAGCUGAGCACAUCGCCAAUGGCUCGGUGCAGCUACUGCGUCGUGAUUUCCAAGAUAAUGAUUUGACUACCCUGGGCAGAGAGGAAGUUGACCGGGUGGUAGACGCGGUCUUCGUCACCCUGGGUGGCAAUCAUGAACUGAGUCUUCACAUUUCAAAGCUAUGCCGGCGGCUGCGAAUCCCUGUCAAUGUGUCCGAUGCUCCUGCUUUGUGCUCGUUCACUUUACUGUCCACUUACUCAGAUGGACCACUUCACAUUGGCAUUACAACAUCCGGUCGUGGAUGCAAGCUUGCGUCUCGCUUACGGAGAGAAAUCGCCGCUUUCCUUCCAACAGAUCUCGGAUCCGCAAUUGAUCGGCUCGGUGCCAUGAGGUGCCGUCUAUGGGAAGAAGACCAUGCCGCUGGGCUAACUGAUACCGCCUUCGAGGGUGAUGACGACGAUACUACAGGCCAGAAGCACACUUUCAACACAUUAGUCACGGACGAUGACGUCGCCGCAGCAAAGACACGGCGAACACGCUGGCUAUCGCAGAUUUGCGAGUACUGGCCUCUUCGCAAGCUUGUCUCUAUCACUGACAGCGACAUCAACCAAAUUCUACAGGCCUAUUCAUCUGGUAACACGGCCACACAAGAGACGCUCGAGUCCAAUGCGAUCUCUAGAAAGGGCAAGAUCAUCCUUGCCGGCUCAGGUCCAGGCCACCCAGAUCUGCUCACCCGUGCCACAUAUAACGCUAUUCAAAACGCCGACAUUAUCCUUGCCGACAAGCUCGUUCCGGCUCCUGUACUGGACUUGAUCCCACGCCGAACGGAGGUUCACAUUGCGCGCAAAUUCCCCGGAAACGCCGACCAGGCUCAGGAAGAGUUCUUGCAGAUGGGCAUCGCCUCACUCCGAAAGGGGAAGAACGUCCUCCGGCUCAAGCAAGGAGAUCCGUACUUAUAUGGUCGUGGCGCCGAAGAGUUCGAAUUCUUCCGGGCUGAGGGAUAUAUCCCCGUUGUGCUUCCUGGCAUCACUAGCGCCAUGAGCGCUGCCUUGUUCGCGGAUAUUCCGGCAACUCACCGCGGUGUGUCGGACCAAGUCUUGAUCUGCACUGGCACUGGCCGAAAGGGUGCUGCUCCGCAACCACCGGCCUAUGUCCCUACCCAGACAGUCGUUUUCUUGAUGUCUCUUCACAGACUUUCUGCCCUCAUUGAGUCUCUCACGACACAUCCUGCGGAUGACACCACACAGUCACGAGUGCUCUGGCCCAAGGAGACUCCUUGUGCUAUUGUUGAGCGAGCCUCGUGCCCCGAUCAGCGUGUUGUUCGCUCCACUUUGGAAAACAUCUGUCAAGCAUUUGAGGCAGCCGGCUCACGGCCACCUGGUUUAUUGGUAGUUGGUGCUAGCUGCCAUGUCUUGCACAGCCCGAAUGAGCAGAAGUGGGCUAUUGAAGAAGGAUUUAAUGGUCUUGAUGGAUUGACUGGGGAGCUGGAUGCCGUGGCAGUGGCACUUGAUGAGACUGAAAAGUGA
Penicillium verhagenii is the source of this 1689-nucleotide messenger RNA. RefSeq names its product putative siroheme synthase. The record is from RefSeq and is a predicted model, not a curated record. Gene Ontology annotation, biological process: siroheme biosynthetic process; sulfate assimilation. Gene Ontology annotation, molecular function: uroporphyrin-III C-methyltransferase activity. Bases 1 to 1689 code for a protein of 562 amino acids. The transcript has 2 exons. NCBI's taxonomy places the organism in Eukaryota, Fungi, Ascomycota, Eurotiomycetes, Eurotiales, Aspergillaceae.